This is a messenger RNA of Rhipicephalus microplus (southern cattle tick), 1523 nucleotides long. Its product is annotated as calcium-independent protein kinase C. Gene Ontology annotation, cellular component: cytosol. Gene Ontology annotation, molecular function: protein serine/threonine kinase activity. The record is from RefSeq and is a predicted model, not a curated record. Gene Ontology annotation, biological process: intracellular signal transduction; phospholipase C-activating G protein-coupled receptor signaling pathway. NCBI's taxonomy places the organism in Eukaryota, Metazoa, Arthropoda, Arachnida, Ixodida, Ixodidae.
UAGGGAGAACCAAUAUUCUCUCUCCUAAUGUUUCUUUCCCUCGUUUGCAUGACGUCGAUUGAGCCAAUGAGGCUAUGUUGCAUGCUGGCGCAACCCUCGCCUUCACACACGUUGAAGAAAGGAGAAACAUUCCUUCGUCCAUGCCAUCGCCGACCAAGCUAGUUUCGCCUUGUUGCUGGGGCGCUCCAAAACAAAACACCUGACUGAGACACGCGCUGUCGCACUUGCUACGCACUGGCAUGGCUAAAGUGAUGAACUACGGCGCCCUCAGGGCUGUCGGGGAUGACAGACCGUCAGAGACGACGAGAUCGGCCUCGAAGAAAAAGGGGACCACAGAUACGGGCCGGUUUACGGGCAACGUCAAAGUGGAGACGUACGAAGUGACCGAUCUGAUGGACCCCAUCGACCUGCAGGCGGAGGACGUCGUAUACACGAGGGACCAAGAGGCGUUGUACUACGUCGCACUCAGCGUAGACGGCAUGUUCAUCAGCCGUUCGAGCACCAAGACGCCGGGGACGACCGCUUGGAACGAUUGUCUCGUGGCCGACGUUCACGGCGCGCGGAGCCUGGCGUUUACCGUGUUUCGCGUGGCGACGACGCGAACGUCUGACGACUUGCCCGUCGCUAAGGGCAGCGUCACCUUCGACGAGCUCGUCCAAUCGGCGAGAAGAGCAAGUGUUCCCGAUAGCGACGUUAGGAUUGACCUCAAGCCUGAAGGAAAACUGCACGCUGUCAUCAGCCUAGUACGAGGAGAAAAUGGGGCCGAGGAGUACCAGCACGAGUCAAGGGAGCGGCAAGCGCUCAUCCAAUGCCAGGGCGCUACAAAGGAGAAGGUGCACGAGGUCAACGGCCACAAGUUUGUCGCCACGCUUCUACGGCAGCCCAGCUUCUGUUCCCGUUGCCAUGGUUUCAUCUGGGGCAUUGGAAAGCAAGGCUACCAGUGCAAAGCCUGCACGUGUGUUGUUCACAAGCGGUGUCACGCGAUGGUGAUCACCAAAUGCACGGGUACGAGUGAUAGCACUGACGAUGAGUUGGCUGCCAGAAGCGAGCUCAAUGCCAACAACCCACACCAGUUUGCGGUGCGGACCUACAGGCGGCCAACCUUCUGCGACCACUGCGGGACAAUCCUGACUGGCCUGACUGAGCAAGGAGUGCACUGCAAAGCAUGCCGCCUGAAUGUGCACAAGCGAUGCCAAAGGAACGUUGCCGAUAACUGCGGAUAUGCAACCAUGUUUAGUGAUGUGACUAUCUCUGGUAGCAAACACAAGAUUUUGUAAUUUGUGACCGCACCUGAACAACACAAGCAAACAAAAAAAGCAUUUAACUGAAGCUGUUGACCAUUUCGGAUCGCUCAAAUAUGUAACACCGUCCAAUUAUUGGACUUUUCUUUGCACCAGGAAAGACAAGGACGGAAUAAUUUGACACUACAGGUAGCAGCAGGCAUUGUUUGCCACAUUUGAACAGCAAAAAAUAAAGGGGUCUAAGGAGCCCAUUGUUUUGUUACCUACAAUUGUAUGAACAGA